Molecule: messenger RNA, 1586 nt
Organism: Heterobasidion irregulare TC 32-1
Lineage: Eukaryota; Fungi; Basidiomycota; Agaricomycetes; Russulales; Bondarzewiaceae
Exons: 4
Coding region: 7-1407 (466 amino acids)
Biological process (GO): protein lipidation; protein localization to phagophore assembly site; autophagy of mitochondrion
Cellular component (GO): cytosol; phagophore assembly site membrane; extrinsic component of membrane
Molecular function (GO): phosphatidylinositol-3-phosphate binding; phosphatidylinositol-3,5-bisphosphate binding; protein binding
Source: RefSeq, a predicted model, not a curated record
CAACAGAUGAACCUCGCCCGACACUCCAUCACUGCAACGAACCCAGUGAACCUGUUUGAUGUCCGUUUUGAUGCUGAUUGCCAGAUAUUCACCACCUCAACACCUGCCGGAUUCGCGGUCUAUCGGGCGAACCCUUUAGAGCUGCUUCGGAAACGAGAAAUAACAGGCGGCACGCUUUCUGCGGCAGUUCCUCUUCACUCGUCGUCUCUUCUAUUUCUCUUGGGAGGAGGAGGAAGUCCUCGAUAUCCGCCAAAUAAAGUCGUCUUCUGGGACGAUGCCCUUGGUCAGGAGGUCGCAGAGCUAGAGUUCAGAGAGAAGGUACGGGGAAUCACUUGCAGGCGAGGAUGGCUUGCAGUGGCGCUGCGUAGACGAGUGGUCGUCUUCGAGAUUGGAGCCGCCGUGACGCGAUAUGGCGAAUGGGAUACUUGUGACAAUCCGAGAGGUUUGCUUGCAAUCGCGACAGGCCCGUACGCGACGCUGCUUAGCGUUCCAGGGCGACAGACAGGCCAUGUACAACUGAUUCACCUCCCACCUUGUCGCCCUCCAGAGCCUAUCGGUCCUCCUCCUUCUAUCCCACCACGCCCUCCCCCGCAGCCCACUAAGCAUCCACAUUCGAUCAUCGUAGCACACAACAGUGCGUUGACGACGCUGGCCGUCCCCCCAUCCGGGCGUCUAUUGGCCACGACCUCAUUGCGGGGUACCUUGGUCCGCAUAUGGGACACAGCCACGGGAAAGCAGAUCCGAGAGUUGCGUCGCGGGACGGAUCAGGCUGAGAUAUACGGAGUCGCUUUUCGGCCUGAUGAGACUGAGCUGUGUGUUUGGAGCGACAAGGGCACUAUUCACGUGUUCGCGCUCGCUAUACGCUCUGGCGCAAACCGACAGUCGUCACUGUCGUCGUUGACCCCUUACUUGCCUCUCCCCAAGUACUUCGAUUCGGAAUGGUCCUAUGCACAGUUCCGUAUACCAACGCAGUCGUCACACAUAUCGCUAUCGCAACAGACCUCGCAACACCGAUCAAACACCGACCUUGUAGGAGAGGAGAAAUGUACCGUCGGCUGGAUUAGGCACGUUUCUAGCGAGGAUAUAACCCAGCCAGGAUCUGCGUCGACGGUCGAGCAUCAACUCAUAGCUCUCACGUUUAAUGGCGGAUGGUAUCGACUAUCUGUCCCACGCGGAGUAUCUUCAUCCAGUACUCCAGGAGCUUCAUCUCGUUCUGCCAUCCCUACAUCCCGUUCGCCUCCUAGUGUGAAAUCCUUACACAUGCCAAGGCCCCGGUCCGGUAGUGGUUCAUCCUUCUCCAGUCGAGCAGACAAGGGAAAGGGUCGAGAGAGCGAUCGGGAGAAGGAAAGUCGAGAUUGUGUAUUGCAGGAGUUUCGACGAUUUGGAAGAUGGGACGGAUGGAGCUGAAUGAUCAAUACUCAGUGCACAGUAGGCAGAACUAGACGGUUUGUCAGAGAAGGGUUGUUGUGGGCUUGUGGGCUUUGUUUUCGCACUUGGUUUAACCAUGCAUAUUCACGUGUAUAAGUACUGCAUAUGGCUCUUGGCUUCCAUAACAUAUUGUACGAUUAUUUACUCAUCUCAUUGCU